Canariomyces notabilis is the source of this 1928-nucleotide messenger RNA. RefSeq lists its product as uncharacterized. The transcript has a single exon. Bases 91 to 1440 code for a protein of 449 amino acids. The record is from RefSeq and is a predicted model, not a curated record. NCBI's taxonomy places the organism in Eukaryota, Fungi, Ascomycota, Sordariomycetes, Sordariales, Chaetomiaceae. Gene Ontology annotation, molecular function: protein binding.
UGCAUUCUGCCCAGGUUGAUCAUCCCUUCUGCGCCAUACGUCUUGGCAACUUCUCUCCCACGAGUCACGACAAAGGACAAUAGCCUAGUCAUGGGGCUUUGUGACCUCCCAGCCGAGCUGGUCGAGCACAUAGCUAGACUGCUUGACCGCACAGACAUCCUCAGCAUUCGGUUGGCAUGCAGGACCCUGUAUCGGCGCUCGACCGCUGCAUUUGCAACAGCUUUUUUCAGCACCGUCAAGAUCGAUCUCUGUCCCGAAUCCCUGGAACGUCUCAACCGCAUCGCCAGCGACGACCUUUUUCGUCGCCAUGUGCGUCAUGUCAGGAUUUGCGAACUGUUCUCUCCCGAGCAAUGUUCCAAUCCCCCUGGACAUGCCCCAGGAACCGGACACCACUGGGUUCGCGACCCGUCAACCUAUUCUCUCGACCCGUCUCCCGUCGCCAAUCCCGUCAUUGGGCACCUUCACGCCAUGUUCGCCCGCCUAGUCAACCUCCAGUUCUUGUCCAUUAACCCUGACAUCGUGACUGUGCCCGAACCAAACCCUCCAAAGAGCACUGGCCUAUGCGUCCUCGACAUGGUGCAUGUCGCUCUCUUGGCCGUGGCGAACAUCCCGCUCAAAUCCUUCCACCUGAAUCGUGGGACCUUGAUGCGCGGGUGGAUUAACAGCCUUGUUCCAAGCAACAUCGUCGAAUCUCUAACACCCCCCUGGUCGACACAUCUGAUUGAUCUUCAACUCGCGUGGCACCCGGUAUUCAACAGGACCCCAAGAACCCGGUGUCCUCUGGUCGACAUUGUCCUUUGCGGCAAGUCUCUCCGGAGACUGUCAGUCAUUUGCCCGCCGAGCGAGUUUUUCAUCCGAGUGCUUGCCGCGCGGGACUCAGACCGGCCACCACUGGAGGUACUCCACUUGCGAUUCGUGGAAACAUCUCCUGGGCAUGUCCAAGCUUUGGUGCUGCGGUUUGCCGAGACGCUGGAGCAUCUCUGUGUUGACCGCGCCACAGUCCCAGCUGGAGCUGAAGACGGGGUGAACUGGAAAGCCGUCCUCGCGGACUGGGCUGCAAAUCUCGGAAAGUUGCAGUCUUUCGCCAUCAGCUGGCUCUCCAACACGCAAGCGGUCCAAAACGACCGCGUGCUCUUUGACCGCGUCCUCGAGUGGGAUGAAGGAGGCGAGCUCCCGUCCGGUGGGAAAAUGCAGUUCAUCCCAAGAAGCAUAAGUACCAGAGAGCCGGGCAGAGGCUGGGGGGUUAUUGGACUGCGAUACUCCAACCCAGGGAGAGGCGCCGACGUUAGGAGGGUCUUUGCAAAGGCCGUUGAGGCUAGCUAUACGGAGCCCGCCGAUGCGGCCAGAUGGCAGGGGCGUCCUGAGGGUGAGCAUCUAAUUGCCGGGAGGAUUCCAGCAAAAGUUGUUAGGAUAUUUGAAUGUCCAGAGUUAGUUUUGUAGAUCCCACCGACGGCAAGGUAAGGAAGCUGGCUGGGAGGAUAUACAACGCUGGGGAUGUGAAUUGGGCUUGAAGGAUGGUUGCGCGGCAUAGUGCAUGGGUUCAGAGCAGAAUUAGACAGCAAAGGUUCACGUGAAAAUCUCAACAGUGUUGUUGUUGAGGGAGAAGAGGGAGGCAGACCGUGGCCGGGAGAUAUUGAGAACGUGCCUACCAUAACCCAAGAUAGCAGAGAGCGGGGGAGGGUGCUAAAAAGACAAAAGAGCUUCAAGAAGCUCCGAGCCUAAAGGUCCUACCUACCACGGCAUGCGUCGAUGAGGCUUAACCUUGUCGGACGUUUGUAGGCAAGUGCAAGUAGGGAGGAUGACUGAAGGCCGCAGACGGCAGGAGGUGAUCGGGUAAGGGUGGGGCAUCCUCCAUGUAAAGGCAAGAACGCCGGCAAAUGUUGCCCCAUUUUCCUGGUGUAAGUGAUAGCGUGGAACGAUAAGGCUUC